GUUAUUUUCUUUUCUCCCCCAGCUGCCCCAGGGUUCUGGUUUCCCGAAUCACUUGGCAAAUAACCAGCAGGUGGGCAGAUGUCUUUUUUGCGUUCCUACGGACGCGUAGGCAAGUUCGAUGCGCCGGAGUGAACAGCCAGGGUCCCAUCUCUCAGCCGGCUCCCGGGCGGUGCUAGCAGGGAAGAGGGACGCGCCGGCGAAUGAAACACUACUAGCCCGGAAAGCCGCCCUGGACCUUCCACCCGGGCAGCGAGUCUGGCGGCCCCUCGCCGCCGCCCCCUCCGACCAGAACAGACUGCGCUGCGAGCCCCGGGCUUCCGCCGCAGCGCGCAGCAAUUGGAGGUGCCAGAGGAGACCAGCAGCAGCACUUGAUUUAGCUGGGCUGCGGGAAUUCCGACCUGUACACUUUCCAGAAGCCUGAUCUCUCCAAGUCCGCGCCCAGGGACUCGAGCCCCGGCUUCCAGGUUGACCCGAGCGCGCCCCCUUCGUGCUCUCGGCCGCGUUCACCGCGCGAGGCCUCCGGGUCCUGUUAAGCCCGAGCAGGUGAGCGACUGGGGGUGGUUCGGCGUCCGCCGAGACAGAGCCUGGCCCCGGGGGUCACCCUGGGGUGCUGCCUGGUACCUCCCAGGUACCCGCCUCCCGGAGCCCUAAGAGAGGCUGAAAACCACGGACGCUCCAGGACUCCGUUUUCUGUACUUUUGAGUAAUUUGCCAUCUUUUCCUUGCGCAAUUCGUACAAAGCCCUUCCGUGCUCACAAAGUUGAUGAUUGUGAAGAAGAAAAUGUAGGUUAGAGGAGAGGAAGCAGCAUCAGGACACCUUACCACCACUCACAGGCCGCUGCCUCAGCAUCCACCCCGCAGCCCACGUGUGGCAAGCCGGGGAAGGGGUGGAGUGAACGGCCGGAGACCACGUGGAGAAAGGGGCCGCUUUGGCCCUUCCAUCUGGGUGCCGGGAGCCCCUAGGCCCUCCGGCCAUGGCCGACAGCGGCGAUGCUGGCAGCUCCGGCCCCUGGUGGAAAUCGCUCACCAACAGCAGAAAGAAAAGCAAGGAAGCCGCAGUGGGGGUGCCGCCUCCCGCCCAGCCCGCUCCCGGGGAGCCCACGCCACCUGCGCCGCCCAGCCCGGACUGGACCAGCAGCUCCCGGGAGAACCAGCACCCCAAUCUCCUCGGGGGCGCCGGCGAGCCCCCCAAACCAGACAAGUUAUACGGGGACAAAUCCGGCAGCAGCCGCCGCAAUUUGAAGAUCUCGCGCUCCGGCCGCUUUAAGGAGAAGAGGAAAGUGCGCGCCACGCUGCUCCCGGAGGCGGGCAGGUCCCCGGAGGAGGCAGGCUUUCCUGGUGACCCCCACGAGGACAAGCAGUAGCCCCAAUAGCCUGCGCGCUCCAGGACUGCCUACCCAGCACUACCCCAAACCCCCAGUUCCAAACCCGAGACUUCAGGCCCGCCCCCUUACGCGUUGUCUCAUUCCACCAAAUUCAGAAUAUUUACACAAUGCCUUCAUGAUUUUAUUUUUCUGGAAAUUGAAGUGUCAAUUGGGUUCUCAAUAUUUCAUGACUCCAAGGAUGCAUUAAAUAUUUAUUUGUGGUAAGAGAAGAUACCUGCCGCGGAGGAGGGUGGCAUAAUUAUUUUUUUUUCAAAAAGCUAUUCUGGGGCCCUGGCCCCCUGGCUCCUGUCACAGCUCAGCUUGAACUCUGUAGCCUCUCAAAUGAAGAAGGUGGCUGUUAUUUAGGACUCUGUGGAAAGCAAAUCACAGUGCUGUUUUUAAUGCCUGAGAAAUGCACUUUAGGGGUAGACUUAUACCUUAAGUGAAGGAGUGGGGGAGGAAGAAGCAUUCUUAAGUAGAAGCAUUUUAAAAUAAGGCAGGAUUGCUUUUAAUGUUAAACUACAAAACUGUACAGCCUAUUUUAGUGUGGACUAUUAAAACCCUUGCACUGUAAGG
Molecule: messenger RNA, 1939 nt
Organism: Homo sapiens (human)
Lineage: Eukaryota; Metazoa; Chordata; Mammalia; Primates; Hominidae
Gene: PRR15
Product: proline rich 15
Exons: 2
Coding region: 974-1363 (129 amino acids)
Source: RefSeq, a predicted model, not a curated record